Drosophila elegans is the source of this 943-nucleotide messenger RNA. It is a transcript of the gene kri, whose product is annotated as uracil phosphoribosyltransferase homolog. NCBI's taxonomy places the organism in Eukaryota, Metazoa, Arthropoda, Insecta, Diptera, Drosophilidae. The transcript is spliced from 3 exons. Bases 99 to 725 code for a protein of 208 amino acids. The record is from RefSeq and is a predicted model, not a curated record.
GAAAAGCUGGUUACACUAAAAAAAACUGGCUGUGUCAGACACGUGAAUGACUAAAACGUAAACAAAUUAUUUUAAAGCUUUCAAUAAAACUGUCAAAUAUGGAGAACAACGAUCUUGGAAACCUAAAGCUUCUCGAGUGCAACUCGCAGGUAGCUGAGCUGCUGACCAUUCUGCGCGACAAAAACACCACCCGCAGCGACUUUAAGUUCUAUGCCGAUCGACUGAUUCGUCUCGUGAUCGAGGAGUCCCUCAACCAGCUGCCGUACACACACUGCGACGUGGAGACGCCCACUGGAGCCAUAUACGAGGGCCUGAAGUAUCGCUCCGGCAACUGCGGAGUGUCCAUCAUCCGCUCCGGCGAGGCCAUGGAGCAGGGAUUGCGCGACUGCUGCCGCUCUAUUCGCAUUGGCAAGAUCCUGGUCGAAUCGGAUGCCAAUACCCAUGAGGCUCGUGUGGUGUAUGCCCGCUUUCCGGACGACAUUGGCAGCAGGCAGGUGCUGCUGAUGUACCCCAUCAUGUCCACCGGGAACACUGUGCUGCAGGCGGUGAAUGUGCUGCGGGAACACGGCGUCCCCGAGAGCUGCAUCAUCCUGUCCAACCUGUUUUGCACUCCCAUGGCCGUCCGCACCGUCGUAAAUGCCUUCCCCAAGCUGAAGAUACUCACCUCCGAGCUGCACCCGGUGGCCCCCAAUCACUUUGGGCAGAAAUACUUCGGUACAGACUAGAGAUUUGGGACUGUCAUGCCACAGACACUUGACGACUAAGCGCUGCUUAGGAUAGAUGGCAUUUGAAACGAACGUCAAGUCGGCGUCGUCCAGCGGUCUACCAAACUACUUUAGCAACUGUUAGCUUUUCACAACUGGCUUUUAAUGCAACUCUCAAAUACGUUAUGUUCGUUACGCACUAUUGUAUAUAUAGAAACUGGAAUAAAUAUUUAAAACGA